This is a messenger RNA of Beauveria bassiana ARSEF 2860, 1056 nucleotides long. Its product is annotated as Prp18 domain-containing protein. Gene Ontology annotation, cellular component: U5 snRNP; U2-type post-spliceosomal complex; U4/U6 x U5 tri-snRNP complex. Gene Ontology annotation, biological process: RNA splicing; generation of catalytic spliceosome for second transesterification step. Bases 1 to 1056 code for a protein of 351 amino acids. The transcript is spliced from 2 exons. NCBI's taxonomy places the organism in Eukaryota, Fungi, Ascomycota, Sordariomycetes, Hypocreales, Cordycipitaceae. The record is from RefSeq and is a predicted model, not a curated record.
AUGGACUUUGCAGCCUUGAUGGGUAAGGAGCUGUCCAAGAGUAAGAAGCCCGCGAGCGACGACAGCGACAAUAAGAAACAGUACCUCAAGCGAUCCGAACUCGAAGCCCAACGAAAACAAGCCUAUCUGGCCGAGCAAGCCGCCUUGGAAAAGGAGCGCGAGGCCAAGGCCGCCGCGAAGCGCAAGCGCGAGCAAGACUUGGCCGCCGAAAAGGAAGCGCGCGACGAGAAGCGCCGCAAGCUCGCCGAGGAGUCGCGGCGCCGGCGCGAGGAGCAGGAGUGGGAGGAAGAGCAGGCCAAGCGCCGGCGUCUCGGCCUUCCCGAGCAGGCAAAGCCCAACAACAGCGCGGACGGCACCGGCGGCGCCGAGAACGAGGAGGAUGACGACGUGUCGGACGAGGCGCUGUUUGCGAAGCUGCGCGCGCUGGGCCACCCAGCGGUGCUGUUUGGCGAGACGCGCGCGGGGCGGCUGCGGCGGUACAAGAAGGCGAGCACGGUGCUGACGGACGGGCCGAUCCCGACGACGCUGCAGCUCGUCGACGAAAAGGACAUGAAGGUCGACACGGUGCCCAAGGACGAGGCGGAGCGCGCGUGGCUGUACCGACAGCUCGCCAGCUACUUCACCAUGGUGCUCCGCACGUACCAGCGCACCAUGGAGCAGGAGCGGCGGGAUACCAGCGCGAGCAAGAUUGCCUACAACGCCAUGCUGCAGACGAUUGAAAACAUGAAGCCGCUAUUUCGCAAAUUCGAAACCGGCGACCUCGACGACUCGCUGCUAGAGCCCGUCGUCGAGAUUGUCAAGGCCCUGCAGGAGCGCCGCUACGUCGACGCCAACAACGGCUACCUGCGCCUGAGCAUCGGCAAGGCGGCCUGGCCGAUUGGCGUGACCAUGGUCGGCAUCCACGAGCGCAGCGCGCGCGAGAAGCUGCACGACGGCGAAAAGGGCCACGUCAUGGGCGACGAGGUGACGCGCAAGUUCUUGCAGAGCAUCAAGCGCUGCUUGACGUUUGCGCAAGUGCGCUGGCCGCCGGAAGACUUGCGGCAGCUGAUGGGAUAA